Molecule: messenger RNA, 1596 nt
Organism: Ipomoea nil (Japanese morning glory)
Lineage: Eukaryota; Viridiplantae; Streptophyta; Magnoliopsida; Solanales; Convolvulaceae
Product: zinc finger BED domain-containing protein RICESLEEPER 2-like
Exons: 3
Coding region: 1-1596 (531 amino acids)
Molecular function (GO): DNA binding
Source: RefSeq, a predicted model, not a curated record
AUGGAAAAUAUCAUAGAGUCUGGAAGUCAACCUUCUAAAUCUUCAAUUGAUGGGUCUACAGUGGUGGAAGCCCAAACUGUUGACACAAAUAAUCAACAGAAUGUGCAACCUACUACUACAGUUCCUGAGAAGAAGAUGAAGAUUGUUGAGUCCAGAUCACCAGUGUGGGAUCAUUAUGAAAAAAUUAAGGAUAGUAAUGGUGUUACUAUCAAAGACACUAGACAAUCACUGUUAACCUUUCAAGCUAUUACAAAUUCUGAUGCAUCUCCUCCUACUGUUGGUGAGUUAGGAACUUGGGUCUUUAACCAGGAAGCUAUUAGGAGGGCCUUGGUUGAAAUGAUUAUAAUAGAUGAACUACCUUUUAGAUUUGUGGAGGGUCCAGGGUUUAGGAAGUUCAUUAUGGUGGCUUGUCCUAGGUUUAAGAUUCCAUCUAGAUGGACAAUUAGUAGGGACAUCAAUCUGAUUUAUGAAGAGGAAAGAUUGAAGUUGAAAUGUGUUUUUAGAGGGAACACUCAAAGAGUCAGUAUUACAACUGACACUUCGACUUCUAUUCAGAGAAUUAACUACAUGGUAGUGACUGCCCAUUUUAUAGAUGAAGAGUGGAAGCUUCAUAAGAAGAUUAUCUCAUUUGUCCCUAUUACAUCACAUAAGGGUGAGUCUGUUGCAAAAGUCCUUGAAACCUGUUUGCUUGAUUGGGGGAUUAGGAAUGUGUAUAGUAUAACAGUAGACAAUGCUUCAUCUAAUGACACUGCUAUAGGUUUUUUAAAAAAGAAAUUGAUGUCUUGGGGAACAUCUACUGUGAAUGGCAAGUAUAUUCACAUGAAAUGUAUUGCCCAUAUUCUGAACCUUGUUGUCCAAGAUGGCCUGAAACAAUGUGAUGCUUCUGUGAAGAAGGUAAGGGAGGCUGUAAGAUAUGUGAGGAGUUCACCUUCUAGACUUAAGAAAUUUAGGGACUUGGCUGAGUGGAAUGGGAUUGAACAGAAAUCUUCUUUAUGUCUAGAUGUUCCAACCAGAUGGAACUCUACAUAUCUUAUGUUACAAUCUGCAAUUACAUAUGAGAAAGUGUUUGAGUCACUUGAAGAAAGUGAUAGUUCCUUCAAAUCAGAUUUGUCUGAUUCUGUUCCUAAUUUUCUUAAUUGGGAGUCUGUGAAGAGUUUGGUGGAGAUCUUGAAAUGUUUUUAUGAAAUGACAAUAAGAAUUUCUGGUUCUUCAUAUGUCACUUCUAACACUUUCUUUUCUGAAAUUUCUGAUUUAUACUGCAUCUUGAAUGGAAUGGUGGAAGCUGGAGGGUCUGUGAAACUGAUGGGAGAAAAUAUGAAGGCUAAAUUUGAGAAAUAUUGGGGGGAUAUAGAUAAAAUGAACUUGAUGAUAUUCUUUGCAAACAUUCUAGACCCCAGAGACAAGUUAGAGUACAUGGCAACACAGAUGAAUCACAUGUAUGGUGAGGUAAAAGGUAAACCCUACUAUGAGAAAGUGAUUGCAGCCUUGAAAGAGUUGUUUAAUGAUUAUGUUGCCUCUACUCCUGCCUCUACUCCUGCUUCUUCCACUACUGUCUACAGUUGGGAGGCCCCAACAUUUGUUAAAGUCACAGAUUAA